This is a messenger RNA of Centropristis striata (black sea bass), 1597 nucleotides long. It is a transcript of the gene c23h11orf65, whose product is annotated as chromosome 23 C11orf65 homolog. The transcript has 9 exons. The record is from RefSeq and is a predicted model, not a curated record. The coding region runs from base 1 to 828 and encodes 275 amino acids. Lineage: Eukaryota; Metazoa; Chordata; Actinopteri; Perciformes; Serranidae. Gene Ontology annotation, molecular function: protein binding.
AUGAGUUUACAGGAAGAGGAUCCCCAAAAGUCCCAACAGGAGAAACUGCAGCAGAAAGCAGCCAGCAUCAUUCAGAAGGCCUGGAGAAGAUAUGUGUACAGAGAGGUCUUCAAGUAUUUCAAAGAGCUUAUAAGCCACUGCAACCUGCGAGAUCCACAAACGAUCCUGAAAACAGUCAAUCCUCGAGAGGCAGAGUUGCUGGAUGCUGCAGCCGGCGUGUUCAUCAGGUUCCGACUGGGAGGGAUUACUUUCCCUCCCAACAUCUAUUACAAAAUCUUCACCCACCGACCAAUCACAGACGUGUGUGCCACCAGCCCGAAGGACUACAGCCAGCUGAAGAAGCCUGUGGCCCAGCAGGCUGGCUGCCCUCUAGUGCAGGAGGACCGGUCAGGAUGGUACCGACGCAUGGAGAACAACAGCUGGAGGCUCUACUGUAACAAGGUGGCGCCCCUGGGUGAGCCCAUAGAGAUCGGUGCUGACAAGAAGAUGGACUUCCACUAUUCGCGGCUCCAGCGGCAACAAGAUGUAGACAAGUGGAGGAAGAGGAGGAAGAUUGAAUGGUUGAAGCAGAUGUAUGAGCGAGGUCGUCUGCAGACUCGUCCUGAGCAUCGUCAUGGCGACAUGGCGACGCUGGUGGAGGAAUCAGCCCAGGAAGUGAUGGACGCCAUAGAAGAGAAGGGGGAGGAUGAGAUACGUGAGUGGGAGCUGGACGAGCUGCUAGCCUGGACCAACACGCUCAACUUUGAGGAGUAUAUGCAUGAGUGGAGAGGAUUGGCCUGCAGUCACUCCUCUGAGCCAAGCAAAGAAGGUCAUUCACUCCCCCAUUAAAUCUAGUUUGCUGCUGUGGCUGCUGAAGACAUUUAGGUGAAACAGAAUAAAAUAAUCUGUUCAAACCUUCCUGUUGCUGAUGUGCUGAUUGUGCAGCUAUGCACGUUGAACCAUUUUCUACAGUAAUGUCCAUAACAGGAGGAGCACCAAUGUAAAUUUAAUUUCUGGUUCUAAUUAACUGGAAUUAUAUUAUCAAUGCAAUCAAGUUAUUUACGAUGCAAUGAUAAUUUAAAAUUAAUAAAGAAUGAUCAAUGUGAUUAUCCUGUGAUGAUGUGUGUUGUACAGCAUGAAUAAGACAUUAUUUAUUAUUAGGCAUUAGAAUUAAAUGACCCGGAAUUAAUAGAUCUGUUAUUUAAUCUCUGUGACAUCAAACCAGCUCAAACUGGUUUUAAUUUGAUUAUUAUUCUGACGGUUCCUCUGAAUACCAGAAGACCUCUUGGUGUCAUUUGAAUGUUUUUGCCUACCUGUUCGACAAAUAUAUACAUUUGAAUAAAAGGCACCAACCCAACGUGUCUUUGACUUUAAAACAGUCGUGUGUAAAUUGAAUCUGCUAAAAGGCUUCUGUGCUUUUUGCAUGUUGGUUCAGUCACUGCAGCUUACUGUGAGGUCACAUAGAACAUUUACAGGUCUAAAUGUUUCAGAUGUCAUUGCAGCAUGUGAUGUACACUACUGGUCAAAAGUUUUAGAACACACCAACUUUUCCAGAAUUUAAUUGAAAAUGAUGCAGUUUAAUGUCUCAGUGUACUCUGAAAUUAAUGCACAUUUGUAA